Messenger RNA from Caenorhabditis elegans, 1407 nucleotides. RefSeq names its product OTU domain-containing protein (gene otub-3). NCBI's taxonomy places the organism in Eukaryota, Metazoa, Nematoda, Chromadorea, Rhabditida, Rhabditidae. Bases 67 to 1059 code for a protein of 330 amino acids. The transcript is spliced from 4 exons. The record is from RefSeq and is marked reviewed.
AAUCAACCAGUUCCGUAGUCUUUCACUUACUUCUUCGCAUUUUUCUACAAAUUCCCAUUAUUCAUUAUGUCGGGCACACCAAAACGAAACAGAACCUAUUUGGCCCCGGAUGAUGAACAUACUCCCACUAAAAAGAGGGAAUCAUCACCAAAAUCACGCCAGUCGAAAUCCACGUCACCACUCGAUCGAUUAAAACAACUUCCAGGAAAAAUAUUGGCAAAGAAGAAGGCGGCAAAAUGCGGGAAUAAGCAAAUGCAAAAAGAGGCCGGUGCUGAGUGCGAGAAAAUGGAAAAAGAAAUGGAUGAACGUCACAAAAAGGAGCUCGAAGAAGCAAAGAAGCCAGAAGAAUCGGAAGCCGUUCCUGCUGAAAAUCCAGAAGCUUCUACAUUAUCACCACCUUCACCAAAUCCAGAAGGAUCGGAUAAUGAUGGAGAAGGACCAUCGUCGUCGGCAUUCUACAAAACUGUGAAGAUUUCAAACAAAGCUGCAAAAAAACAAGAUAAAAAAAAGAAAACCGCUGACAAAAUGAAGGCUGCCGAAGCAGCCGAUAAGGAAGCGGGAAAAAAUCAACUUUCGGAUAGACAAAUGGAGAAAGCAGCUGUUAAAGAGAUGCUCGCAGAAGAUCACAUGAAAAUGAUCGAUAUUCCAGCAGAUGGUGAUUGUAUGUACAAUGCAAUUUCUCAUCAACUUCAAGAAGAAGGAAUCGAGAUUUCUGUACGAAAACUUCGCAAGAGAUGUGGUACUUAUAUGCGUGAGCACAGCGAAGAUUUUCGGCCUUUCAUUGAGGAUAUGGCAAAUAUGGAUAGUGAUUCUUCAUGGGCAACAUAUCUCGGUGGAGUUGAAAAUGUCGCUGAAAUUGGUGGAGUAUGGGGUGGAGAACUCGAGUUGAAGGCGUGUUCCAUGAUUUUUGAGAAGACUAUUGUGGUCUACAAACAAUACGGUGGCCGUCACACAAUUGGCGAGGAAUACUCGAGUCCAAAGGAUCGAGCCCUCCGAGUUGUCUUCCUUCGACAUGCUUACUCGCUUGGAGAACACUACAAUUCUACGUGCCCGUAUUGAUUAGUUUGAUUAAAUUGUUUUGAUAAUCUCAAUUGUUUUUUUUUAUGUUCUUUCUAAUUAAUCACACCAAUAUUGAUGAGAUCUUUACAUUUUAGGUGAAUUUUUCUUGUUUUUUUCUCAGAAAAUUUUCAUCGAGAGCUCAUAUUUCAAUUCUCCCGUUAUUUUGUUGUUCUAAUUCAAGGAAUUUUUGAAGUUAUACAAGAGUUUCAAAUUUAUGAAUAUUUAGAAUUCUCCCCACAUUUUGAUGAAACUCCAAUCAACACUAAUUUUCAAUAUUUAUUGUAAUUUGAUUACAACACUUUUUGAUCCUCUUCUGAAAAUAUAUUUCAAAUCAUAAACACUUUCACU